CUGGCAGGCUUCCUAAAAGUUACGGUUCCUUAACAUCACAAAUCAUUUCUCUGUUCACGCCUCCCCAGCCCUGUUCCACGUUCCUCCGAUAUGCGCGAAACGAUACGAAGCCGAUAGACCAGCGAAUCAGCCACCGAACCCCGCACGCUUCCUCGAGACGGCAAGGGAGGGGCGCUAAGUCGCGAGGGAGGUUAUCUUGAUUGUGCUACGGCAGGCACAUGCAUUGGGAGGACAGCCCAGCUGGCAUACGCGACAUCAUUAGCCCAACAUGAGCCAGGGCGGCCAAGAUGCGAAGCUCUUUGCGAGGGGCAAAGUUGCGGAACUCCGUGUCGAACUCAACAAUGGCAACAAGAAGGACAAGAACUUCUCUCAGAAGAAGACGGCCCUCAAGAAGAUUGUCGCCAACAUGACCAUGAGCAACAACGACAUGGUCGCGCUAUUCAUGGACAUUGUGGGCUGCAUGCACAUACCGAGUUUGGAGAUCAAGAAGAUGUGUUUCCUGUAUCUCGUCAACUAUGCCAGGAUAAAACCUGACAUUGCGCUCAAAGCGCUGCCCAUCAUACAGGAAGACAUGCACGACAACAACCCCUUAGUACGAGCGCUCGCCCUACGGACCAUGUCCUACGUCCACGUCCGAGAGUUCGUCGAAGCGACCGUGCCACACCUUAAGAACCUCCUCAAAGACUCAGAUCCAUACGUUCGAAAGACGGCAGCUUUCUGCGUGGCGAAGCUAUACGAUCAUGACCGACACUUGGUGGAACAAUCAGAUCUGAUCGACAGGCUGAAUGGCAUGUUACGAGAUGAGAACCCCACAGUAGUGUCAAGCGCAUUGGCAGGGCUCAUGGACAUCUGGGAGCGAAGUGAGAACAUCAAGCUCACAAUCGACUAUGCCAGCGCAUCCAAGAUUGUCCAGAUUCUGCCAGACUGCUCAGAGUGGGGACAGACAUAUAUCCUGGAGGCUAUGAUGAACUAUGUCCCUCAGGAUACCAGCGAAGCCGCGCUUCUCGCUGAGCGCAUAUCGCCACGCCUUUCCCACUCGAAUUCUGCCGUCGUUCUUACCUGCAUUCGCGUUAUUCUCUAUCUAAUGAACUACAUUAGCGACCAGAAAGUCGUCACGUCGUUAUGUAACAAGCUGUCACCACCGCUCGUUACACUCCUCUCCAAAGGACCUGAGAUCCAGUACCUAGCACUACGCAAUGCGCUCCUGAUCCUGCAGCGCAGGCCAGAGGUAUUGCGGAACGAUAUCCGCGUCUUCUUCUGCAAAUACAACGACCCUAUAUACGUCAAAGUGACGAAGCUUGAGCUCAUCUUUAUGCUGGCGACGGAGAGGAAUAUCAAGGAAGUGCUGACAGAGCUUUCUGAAUACGCUACUGAGAUCGACGUCGACUUUGUGCGCAAGUCCGUACGCGCCAUUGGCAAACUUGCCAUCAAAAUCGCGCCGGCUGCACAGUUGUGCAUCAGCACCCUUCUCUCGCUCGUCAGCACGAAAGUCUCAUACAUCGUACAAGAGGCGACCGUUGUCAUCCGCAAUAUCUUCCGGAAAUACCCCAACCAAUACGAGUCGAUUAUUUCAACAUUGUGUGAGAACCUAGACUCACUGGAUGAACCAGAAGCGAAAGCCGCUAUGAUCUGGGUUAUUGGGCAAUACGCAGACCGAAUAGAAGACUCGGAUGUCUUGUUAGAAGACUUCCUGGAUACCUUCCAAGAAGAGACCCAUGAGGUGCAAUUGGCAUUGCUCACUGCCACCGUCAAGCUGUUCAUUCAGAGACCUACUCGCGGCUCCAACCUAGUACCCAAGGUACUCAAGUGGGCAACUGAGGAAACAGACAACCCUGAUCUUCGUGACCGAGGCUACAUGUACUGGCGUCUCCUCUCCUCGGCACCCGAAGAAGCGAAGAAGGUCGUCAUGGGCGAGAAGCCCCCCAUUACUGCCGAGGAGUCCGAGAAACUCGACCCUGGUACCCUGGAGGAGAUGUGUCUCAACGUCGGCACAUUAGCUACUGUGUACCUCAAGCCAGUCAACCAAGUCUUCCGCAGCGCUCGUCCACGUAAACUGCAAGACUCGCCCGCGCUCCAAAAGCACGAACUACCUACUGUCAAAGCAGCACAGCAGGCUCGAGACCGCUCAACCGCCGAACGUUCGCGACUCGACACCGCUACUAACGGUAACGGAUCACUUUCGCCGACGAACGGCAAUGGCAUGGCGAACGCUGUUAGCGAUGCAGACAUGUACUUUGCUAGUGUAGGGAGGCAAAGCACUUUCGGUGGCAGUCCUAUUGCGGAUCAAGUUGGCGGCGGUGCUGGAGGCGGAUGGGUGGUCAAUCAGAAUGAGCCACAGCACAUGGUUUUGAGCCCCGGGGCAAACGACGGGAAUCAGGAUCUUUUACUUUAAAAGGGACAGUCAGUAUUAGUAGAUGUUUGUAGAUAGUGUAAUGAUCACGGGGAGAUGUACAUCACACAAAAA
Alternaria rosae is the source of this 2464-nucleotide messenger RNA. Its product is annotated as AP-2 complex subunit beta. Gene Ontology annotation, biological process: vesicle-mediated transport; intracellular protein transport. Gene Ontology annotation, cellular component: membrane coat. The coding region runs from base 269 to 2392 and encodes 707 amino acids. Gene Ontology annotation, molecular function: clathrin binding. Lineage: Eukaryota; Fungi; Ascomycota; Dothideomycetes; Pleosporales; Pleosporaceae. The record is from RefSeq and is a predicted model, not a curated record. The transcript has 4 exons.